Molecule: messenger RNA, 1295 nt
Organism: Phanerochaete carnosa HHB-10118-sp
Lineage: Eukaryota; Fungi; Basidiomycota; Agaricomycetes; Polyporales; Phanerochaetaceae
Exons: 13
Source: RefSeq, a predicted model, not a curated record
CACGGCCGUUUCCGUGCGCCUGCAGGGCGGUGACCUUCUCCACAUAUCCCGUCCGCUAGGCGAGGGCCUUCUCGUGAUCUCGUCCCCCGUAUAUGACCACACGCCUCUCCUGCGGUCGCCUCAGCUUCUGCGAACCCGGUCCCCAUCGCCCGGACCACGCUCGCUGACCAGCGAGCCCGGCAUGGAGCUGGAUUACGAUGCGUACUAUCACGCCCAGAUGGAGCGCUAUGCUUAUUUCGCUGUUAUAUGCUUUCUAGGAUACGAAUAUUUUCUACAACUCAGCAAUGAGAUCGAUCUCUUUUGGCGCAAGCGAUGGUCUUUCGGGAAAGCUUUAUUUCUUUGGAGUCGAUAUUACAGCCUGGGCUUCAAUAUAGCCAACGCCCGCGCGUUCAUGAACACACAUCCGUCGCUUGACGUACGUCUGCACAGGAUUCUUCCACUGGCAGAACACCGGUGCCGCGCUGCAGAUCAUCACAACACACAUCAUCCUGGAGCUGCGCAUCUACGCCAUGUACAACAGCCAGCGAUGGAUCUUCUGCCUCUGCGUCUUCCUCACCGCUGCCGAGGCAACCGUGUACGGCGUCAUCUUUGGGCUGCAGCGUCCCGGCCUGGUGUCGACGAACGAGCCGUCGCUGGGGCUGUUCAUCUGCGCGGACGGCGACCCGCCGCACGCGCACUGGAUCACCUGGUUCUGGCUCACGAUCAUCUGCAUCGAGAGCAUCCUGCUCGGCCUGAGCGUGUACAAGGGCUGGAUGUCCUACCGCGCGGGCCUCCACGGCGGGCUCAUGAUGGCGCUCACGCGGGACUCGGUGCUCUACUUCGUCGUCAUUUUCCUGGUCUAUGUCGGCAACAUGUCACUGUGGUUCCUCAACAUCGUCACGCUGGACGAGUUCGGCACGGGCUUCUCGUUCACGAUCUCCGCCGUGCUCGCGAACCGGCUCCUGAUCUCGGUGCGCGAGAAGUUCUACGAUGCGCAGGGCGAGCACAAGACGUGGGAGACGUACUCGUCGAUGCAGUUCCACGGCACGCGCCAGCAGGCGACCGACAUCGACGGCUCAACGACGUUCGCGGCCGCGACGCGCAGCCGCUGGGAGCUCGGCACCGAGCAGCGCACGGACGUCCCGGAGAUCGAGAUGGACAACUUCUCGGAGGCAAGGGGGUUCUAGCGGCCCCUCCGUAUGAAUGUGUAACUGCUGCUGGUUGUUGGGUCCUGUGUGUACAGUUAAUUAUUGCGCUCUCAUGCCCUCUCGCACUCGUUUGAUGUAUUUCCUCUGCGUAUUCUCAAUGACACCCUG